AUGUCUUUGAGUUCUAAGUUGACAGUCAAGGAUUUGGACGUUGCUGGUAAGAGAGUCUUCAUCAGAGUGGACUUCAACGUUCCAUUGGACGGUAAGAAGAUUACCUCCAACCAAAGAAUUGUUGCUGCUUUGCCAACUAUCCAAUACGUUUUGGAACACAAGCCAAAGGCCGUUGUGUUGGCUUCCCACUUGGGUAGACCAAACGGUUCUCCAAACGACAAGUACUCUUUGGAACCAGUUUCCGUUGAAUUGUCCAAGUUGUUGGGCAAGCCAGUCACUUUCUUGCACGACUGUGUCGGUGACGAUGUCACCAAGGCCGUCAACAACGCCAAGGACGGUGAAGUUUUCCUAUUGGAGAACUUGAGAUUCCACAUCGAGGAAGAAGGUUCCAAGAAGGUGGACGGCCAAAAGGUCAAGGCUGACAAGGCCGACGUUGAGAAGUUCAGACACCAAUUGAGCUCCUUGGCCGACGUUUACGUGAACGAUGCCUUUGGUACCGCUCACAGAGCCCACUCCUCCAUUGUCGGUUUCGACUUGCCUCAAAGAGCUGCCGGUUUCUUGUUGUCCAAGGAAUUGGAAUACUUCGCCAAGGCUUUGGAAAACCCAACCAGACCAUUCUUGGCCAUCCUAGGUGGUGCCAAGGUCGCUGACAAGAUCCAAUUGAUCGACAACUUGUUGGACAAGGUCGACUCCUUGAUCAUCGGUGGUGGUAUGGCCUUCACCUUCAAGAAGGUUUUGGAAAACACCGAAAUCGGUGACUCCAUCUACGACGCUGCCGGUGCCGAAUUGGUUCCAAAGUUGAUCGCUAAGGCCAAGGCCAACAACGUCAAGAUCGUCUUGCCAACUGACUUCGUCAUUGGUGACAAGUUCGCCAACGACGCCAACACAAAGGUCGUCACCGACAAGGAAGGUAUCCCAGCCGGCUGGCAAGGGUUGGACAACGGUCCAGAGACCAGAAAGGCCUUUGCUGCUACCGUUGCCGAAGCCAAGACCAUCGUCUGGAACGGUCCUCCAGGUGUCUUCGAAUUCGACAUCUUCGCCAAGGGUACCGAAGCUCUAUUGGACGCCGUCGUCGCCUCCUCUCAAGCCGGUAACACCGUCAUCAUCGGUGGUGGUGACACCGCUACCGUCGCCAAGAAGUACGGUGUCGUUGACAAGAUCUCUCACGUCUCUACUGGUGGUGGUGCUUCUUUGGAAUUGUUGGAAGGUAAGGAAUUGCCAGGUGUCACUUUCUUGUCCAACAAGCAAUAA
Messenger RNA from Kluyveromyces marxianus DMKU3-1042, 1251 nucleotides. It is a transcript of the gene PGK1, whose product is annotated as phosphoglycerate kinase. The coding region runs from base 1 to 1251 and encodes 416 amino acids. Gene Ontology annotation, cellular component: cytosol. The record is from RefSeq and is a predicted model, not a curated record. NCBI's taxonomy places the organism in Eukaryota, Fungi, Ascomycota, Saccharomycetes, Saccharomycetales, Saccharomycetaceae. Gene Ontology annotation, molecular function: phosphoglycerate kinase activity; ADP binding; ATP binding. The transcript has a single exon. Gene Ontology annotation, biological process: glycolytic process; gluconeogenesis.